ACGGUUGGUUCAGAUCGGAGUCGGACGGGCGGCGCUGGCGGACCGGAAGCCGGAGGAGAAGGUCAGGGGAAGAUCGGCGGGGGGAUGAGUGGCGGCCCUCUGCUUCGAGUGGUGCUUCGGAGUCUGGGGAUCGGCGGCAACGUUCUCAGGCUUGACACUCCUGCCUCGAGCCGUGCGCUGCUUCAUGCUUCCCAGGGACACCAGCUGCCAUUUCGGGCCGUUCAUUCAACACCAACGUUUUACAAUGUGAAAGUCACAGCUCAGCCUGCGGAGGAACAAGUGGGUACCUUCACAAAACUGGUCGAAGCACUAGGAUUCACAGGACCUCUGAAGUACAGCAAAUGGAAAAUUAAGAUUGCUGGCCUGCGCAUGUACACUUGCUGUGUGGAGAAAACCGACUAUGAAGAACUCUUCGAAAGAUGCAAUUUGCCUGACACUUUGAACUCCUGGUUCCUUGUUGCACAGCUUCAUGUCUGGAUGUCGUUGGUACGCAUGAAGCAGGAAGGCCGAGAGGGCAAGUAUAUGUGCAAGUACAUUGUGCACUCUAUGUGGGAAGACCUGGAGCAGCGGGGCAAAGUAAUGAGGAUUGAAUCUGGAGUGUUGAAGGAACACAUACGAAUUAUGACGCAAAACUUCUACGCGGCCAUUUUCGGGUACGACGAGGGGAUUUUAUCGGAUGACCAUGUGUUAGCUGCGUCCCUGUGGCGACACUUCUUCAGUAAACAGUGUGAGGACCCAAGACAGUUGGAGCUGAUGGUUGAAUAUGUCCGCAAACAGAUGCAGUACCUGGACUCGAUGAAUGGGCUGGACCUGCUGCUUACAGGAGAGAUCAAGUGGCGACCUCUACUGGAGGACAACCCCCAGAGCGUGCUGAAGCCUGAGUCUCCAGCCUACAAUGACGAGGGGCUCUGACCAGAGGGUACCGUCUAACCGAGGGGCCCAAACACUUCCCUCGCUCGGUUGCAGAAGCGUUAGCGACAAUCAUCGCCGUGGCUAGGAUAACCCGAAACCUUCCUCCAACUUGAAAUAGCAUAGUAUUUAUCCUUGGGUUUCUCUCUCUUGCCCUCUGCCCAAUCCACCUGUUAGGAGUGUCAUGUUUUGCCUGUCAGCCGGUCCCGCUCCCUAGACCCCAGGGAGGUGAGAUAAGAUAUCCUCCCUACCUUCUGGUGCGGGGUGGGCAAGGUGGAUGGCAUUUUCACCUGAUGUUAAUGCCUGGUUAACUGAAGAGGCCUUCAGUAGAGGCCUUCCGCAAGAUCUGCAGUAUUAUAAACUCCAAGCUAAACAACUGGACAACAAGGCAACACAGUUUGAAAGGGUAAGACGCGCCUCAUGUUUCUGGUAGCCAUGAGAAGUCAUUGAGCUGAAACCUCGUGAUUAAUCUUACCUGUCGGCAAUCUAACCAUGUGGCUUCUGUGUUGAUGUUAAACUAAUGGGGCCUAAAGAUCAAACACACCGUAGAAAUGUGUGCACAAGGAACUGCAGAUGCUGGUUUACACACAAAAAAGAAUCAAAGGUGCUGGUGUAACUCAGCAGGUCAGGCAACUUCCUGGGUGAGCGUAGAUUGACGAUGUUUUGGGUUGGGACCCUUCAUCAGACUGAUUGUUGUAGGGGUGAGGAAGCUGGAAAAGAGGCCUCUGUAAUUUACCCGAGUGUCUAGGCAGGGAAUGGAUGAGAAAAUGGGAUAACAAAACCUGGUAAAUCUUCCGACUGGAGAAGGGUCCCACCUAUCCAUGUUCUUAGGCAACACCCUAGCAAAACUGUAGAAGUGUCCCGACCCAAAACGUCGCCGAUCCCUGUCCUCCAGAAAUGCAGCCUGACCCGCUGAGUUACUCCAGCACUCUGUGCUUUUUAUAGACAGGUGCAAUGGGAGGGUGGAAUGAGACGGGCGUCAGAAGAACAAAGCUCACACACUGUCCUGUCGCUUUUUUUUAAACUGCAAACCCUCACUGAAAUCUUAAAUCGUAGGAACAUACUCAAAAGCGGGCCGUUAAGUGUGGGAUAUACACCGUGAUUCAAUAAGGAAGUGAUGUUUCAUCGGCACAAGGAGAAACCGAUUACGUCAAUACUAGUUCAUCGGCUUUGCAGAGGAAGCAAGAUUGUUGGAAAAGAAGGGAGUUAAAGGCCGACAAGUGCCCCCUCCCCCCUGACAUCCUUCUGACAAGAGUCCAUGUAUACUUCUCAAGUGGGAUAUGGGAUGGGUUUGAUUCCAAGUGUUGUGAGCCUCAGCUUGAUCUCCCUGGAACCUAAUCACAGCCUCACCUCCAUUCCUGCUCCAUUUUUCUUGCCAUUUAAAUUCUAGGGGCAGAAUUAGGUUAGUCGGCCUAUCAAUUCAACUCCACCAUUCAAUCAUGACUGAUCUGUCAACCCCAUUCUCCUGCCUUCUCCCCAUAAUCCCUGACACCCACACUAAUCAAACAUCCGUCAAUCUUUGCCUUCAAAAUAUCCACUGACGUGGUCUCCACAGCCGUCUGGAAAUGAAUUCCACAGAUUCACCACCCUCAGAUGAAAGAAAUUCCUCCUCAUCUCCUUUCAAAUGGUACAUCGUUUUAUUCUGAGGCUAUGGCCUCUCUUCCUAGACUCCUCCACUAGUGGAAGCAUCCAGUCCAUGUCCACUCUAUCCAGGCCUUUCACUAUCCGUGGAGUUGGUGGGCUGAAGAUCGUGGGAUUUGGUGAAGAAAAGUUGAGGCUGCAUGAACUACUGGUACAGGAGACGGCCCAGAAACAAAGUCAACAUAUAGAAAAAUAUAUAUUUUGGCUUUUGUGAAGUUCUUUCGGUUUGUAUUAAAACACUUCUCAGCAAUGGGGAUUUCACUAUUGUAUUGUAUCUGAUAAUUUAUCGGUAUUAAAGUAUAAAUAUUCACUUCACAUGAUUCAAAACU
Molecule: messenger RNA, 2879 nt
Organism: Amblyraja radiata (thorny skate)
Lineage: Eukaryota; Metazoa; Chordata; Chondrichthyes; Rajiformes; Rajidae
Gene: uqcc1
Product: ubiquinol-cytochrome c reductase complex assembly factor 1
Exons: 9
Coding region: 85-912 (275 amino acids)
Biological process (GO): mitochondrial respiratory chain complex III assembly
Cellular component (GO): mitochondrion
Source: RefSeq, a predicted model, not a curated record